Messenger RNA from Melampsora larici-populina 98AG31, 819 nucleotides. RefSeq lists its product as uncharacterized. The annotation marks the transcript as partial. NCBI's taxonomy places the organism in Eukaryota, Fungi, Basidiomycota, Pucciniomycetes, Pucciniales, Melampsoraceae. Gene Ontology annotation, biological process: DNA replication, synthesis of primer. The transcript is spliced from 5 exons. The record is from RefSeq and is a predicted model, not a curated record. Gene Ontology annotation, cellular component: alpha DNA polymerase:primase complex.
CAAGACCAAGACUGAGACUAUGUUCAACUCAAAAGCUCGUGCUGAACUUGGAAUCGGUAUUCAAUCCAACAGUCUCAAUGAUCCUCUCUUAUCAACACUACAAUAUCAAACUCGAUUGAACUUUUACUCUCAACCUCCUACUACUGACAUCACAAUCGAUCAAUUCGAAACUUGGGCUAUAAAUCGUCUUAAAGUUUUGGCUGAAAUCGAAAAUGGUUUAUCAAGAAAUCGAUCAUUUGAAGAACUUAAACCGAUUUUAACAAAUAGAUGUAAAGAAUGUUUACCAUUGUCUGCAAAUACAGCAAAAUCUGUAGAUUUAGAUUCACAAAGAAAAAUCGAUCAUUAUUCUCAUUAUAUCCUCAGAUUAGCUUUUUGUAGAUCUGAAGAACUUAGAUCUCGAUUUGUGAAUGCUGAAACUUUGUUAUUUAAAUUCAGAUUUGAGACAGAAGACACUUUAGAAAGGAUCAAAUUUAUUCCUUCUAUAAAGAUCGAUUGGCAACAAGUUGAUCAGAACGAAGUAACACAUAUCAAGACAAUGAUGAAAGAUCCUAAUGAAGAUACAUAUUACAAGGUUCGUUGGACAAAAGUUCCAGAUCUCGUUUCAUCAAGAAAGGUAUACUUGAAAGCUGGUUAUGCAUACGUGUCUUCAAAAGAUCAGGCUUCUAUAAUCUUUCAAGAGUUUUCAUCUCGUCUGAAAAAAGCAUUGGAAAUCACAUCGAAGCAUCUUCCCGACCUCGACGAAGACUCAAGACUAUUACCCGUACUGGAACAUCUUUCUCUUAACUUCUUAGCUGGAAUCUCUGGUUCACAGUACGUUGC